Molecule: messenger RNA, 1307 nt
Organism: Papaver somniferum (opium poppy)
Lineage: Eukaryota; Viridiplantae; Streptophyta; Magnoliopsida; Ranunculales; Papaveraceae
Product: protein TIC 20-I, chloroplastic-like
Exons: 4
Coding region: 1-1125 (374 amino acids)
Source: RefSeq, a predicted model, not a curated record
AUGGCGACUCUAAGAGCUGCAGUUGGUGAUCAAGUAACGCGUAGGGAUGAACGAGUCCUUUCUUUCCUACUAAUAUUAAUAUAUGGUCGUUCAUUCAUUUUAUCUACUUUGUUUUCCUUCCUUGUUCUUGGAGAAUGUCAUUCAGGUCAAGAAGGUGAGCUCUCUUCUUCUCAUCACUCUAUACAAAAUCCAGUUACAGCUUGCGAAACUGUGUCUUUGCGCUGGGGAACCACAAAAAUAGCGUUGGAGGAGGUUACAUCCACUAAGUCAGGUACUUGGGACAUGAUUCUAAAUGGAUGUGCCAUGACGACCUGUGGCAGCAUGAGCAUGGCUAUGACGCAUAGGAUCAUCACUAAGCCUAUUGCAAGUAGGACAGCCUUUUCGGCUGCUUAUCGUCUGCCUACUGUCAAGGCUGUUGCAUUUCAGAAAACUAGGAACACGUGGGAUGAGCAAAAAUCCUGUCCUGUGAAAGGAUGUCAGCCAUUACACCUCUCUACGUCAUCAACCACUCUCUUAACUGGAAAUCAUGGUAGCCCGUUACGCACAUCCCCAGUGUCACCUAUGCAACACAGCGUGGCUCACAGAUCUCACAUGGUCCCCAGGGCAUCAUCCAAGGACGUUCCUACCAGUUUUCGAUUCCCUCCAAUGACGAAAAAGCCAAGGUGGUGGUGGAGAAUGAUAGCCUGUCUCCCGUAUCUUAUGCCUCUCCAUGAGACAUGGAUGUAUGCAGAGACAGCUUACCAUCUUCACCCCUUCUUAGAAGAUUUUGAGUUCAUGACAUAUCCCUUCCUUGGAGCCCUUGGAAAGUUGCCCACCUGGUUCUUGAUGGCAUACUUUUUUGUCGCAUAUCUUGGAGUGGUGAGAAAGAAGGAGUGGCCUCAUUUCUUCCGCUUCCAUGUUGUGAUGGGAAUGCUCCUUGAGAUUGCGCUGCAGGUGAUGGGAACAGUGAGCCGUUGGAUGCCUCUUGCUAUAUAUUGGGGGAAAGUAGGCAUGCACGUCUGGACAGCUAUUGCGUUUGCAUUUUUGUUUACUGUGCUCGAGUGCAUUAGAUGCGCUCUAGCAGGCAUGUAUGCUGACGUCCCGUUUGUAUGUGAUGCUGCAUAUAUCCAGAUCCCCUACGACUAAUGACGUGAUAAGGAUGGUGAUAGAAGCAAGUUGUUCUUUUUCUUUACUUUCUUUUAGAUAUCCUGCAAUUCUCAUUUUCCCAGGUUUAGUUAUGUGUAUGAUUACUGGAAACAGGAUGGAAUUCAAUGUGGCCGAUUUUGCUUAGUUUAUGAAAACUUAUUAAUUGGGGCCUUUGCCACUCA